UCGUUUUUGUAUGGGAUUAAGUUGCAAUGGCAUCCAUACAGUUGGGCGAUUAUAUUGUUAUUCAGCGUCAAAAGUACACGAAAUUGCAAAAAUUUGGCAGUCUUGAUGCGACAGCCACAUUGGGUAAGGAGCAUCUGGAGCUGAAGUCGCUGCUGGAUCAGCCGUAUGGCUCCACGUUCAAGAUGUGCGUCAAGGAGUCGAAGGUGGGCAAACGUGGCGCCCAGCGGCAGCACAGACUCGAGCUGUGCACCGAAAAUGAAUUGCGCAGCAUACGGGAUGUACUUAACAUUUCCAGCAGUGGAGCCGACAAUCGGGACAUCAGCGACAAUGGCGAGGCGCAGGCCCUCAAGUCAGCGGACAUUGAGCAGCUGCGAGAGGAGUGCAACGAGUCCAGCAAGAUAAUUGAAAAGCUGGUGGAGAACUCGAAAACAUUUCACACACGCACCGAGUACUCACAGGACAAAUAUCUGCUGAAGAAGGAGAAAAAGUACUUUGAGUUUGUCCAAAUUCGCCAGCCCAGCAUACGUCUAAUGGCCGACAUAUUCCAUCGACAGGAUGCUGAUAAGAUAAUGGGCAUACGUGUGGAUACGCUCUCCCAAAUUAUCUCAUACUCGGGUGUCUCUGGCUUUGGCAGCUAUUUGUUGUACGAGAGCGGCACAAAUGGCCUCUUGCCAGCGGCCAUGCUGAACUCCAUGGGUGCCGGCACAGAGGCAACUCUUGUACACAUGCAUCCCGGCAAUGUGCCACAAAAGCAAGCCCUGCUGGCCCUCAAAUUGCCACUGGAACAGCAGCAGCGCUGCAUCUCAGUUAAUCUGUACUCGGUGCUGCGUGAGUUUUAUCAGGGCGACAAGCCAGAGCCGAAAACAGAAGCUCUCACAGAAGCAAAGACAGCGGCGUCAAACAAGGAGACAGCGGAGCUAGUGUCUCCCACAGAUGACAGCGAUACCAACACGGAGGAGCAGAGCGACAACAUUGAGCCCAGCUCCAAGAAGGUCAAAUUGGAUGAAUCGUCAAACUCAAAUAAAUCUGGGCCGUUGCGCUGGCAACUGGAAAAUAAACGCGCCGUUGCACUGAUGAAUGCAAAAUUCGAUAGCCUGGUGAUGGCUGCCAAGGAGCAUCCUUCGAAUAUAUUGCAGGCAUUGCUGCCGCUGCUGAAACCCUCGCGACCCAUUGUAAUCUUCAGCACGUGCAAGGAGCUGCUGCAGGAAACCUUUAUGGAGCUGAAGACAACCGGCAAGGUGACCAACCUGCACGUGACCUCCAACUGGAUGCGCAUGUAUCAAAUACUGCCAAAUCGCUCCCAUCCCGAGGUCAACAUGAGCGGCAACAGUGGCUACCUCUUAACGGGCUACACACUGAAAUAACUAAAAAUCAACUAAGGACCAGCUGGCAAGGAUGACACCAGCAAAAAAAAAUAGUUAUUUAGUUAGUUAAACGACAACUAGGUAAUAUGCAGAAACAAUUAACGACAAUACAGUAUAAGCUCGCUUAAGCGUACAGCUUGACAGCUUAAAGUUAAAGAAA
Molecule: messenger RNA, 1524 nt
Organism: Drosophila montana
Lineage: Eukaryota; Metazoa; Arthropoda; Insecta; Diptera; Drosophilidae
Gene: Trmt6
Product: tRNA methyltransferase 6 non-catalytic subunit
Exons: 3
Coding region: 27-1364 (445 amino acids)
Biological process (GO): tRNA methylation
Cellular component (GO): nucleus; tRNA (m1A) methyltransferase complex
Source: RefSeq, a predicted model, not a curated record